This is a messenger RNA of Carica papaya (papaya), 1191 nucleotides long. Lineage: Eukaryota; Viridiplantae; Streptophyta; Magnoliopsida; Brassicales; Caricaceae. The record is from RefSeq and is a predicted model, not a curated record.
GUCGAAGAGGAUGAUAGUAUUCCCCUGUUCUCUGGAAUCACUGCUUUCGAUUCUCCUCCUACUGUUAAAGAAGAAGCAAAGCCGGACAAGGUCAAGAUAGAAGGCAAGCGGCGACUCUGCAAAGUCUCAUAUCGAGACAGCAAUGAUACUCACAGCAAUGUGGUUGCUGGUGAACCAGAAGUUUCUGGAAUUACUGAUCUUGAUUCACCGUUAUCACAACCUAAAAAUGUGAAGGAGAGUGACAAUGCAAGGGGUGGGAAUGAAAUUAGAGAUAUUUUAGAUGAUUUAAGCUCAAAGCUUCACCUUUUAUCAAUUGAGAAAAAGAAAGGCCCUGAAAAACGUGAUUUAGUUGGUGGUUUUUCGGGCUUGGUGAAAGAUGUCACUCUGAAGGAGGAGGUUGAUUUGCACAAAGAUGUAAUUGCUGGAUCUCUAUUUUCUGUCACAUCUAAUCCAUCUGAUAUCUCUCUGGCCAUGACUAGGAAUGUUGAAGAUGUAGUUGAGAAUGUGGUGGAUGAGCACGAGGAUGACCAAAACUUAUGGAGGGAGUCCAAGAGUGAGAGAGCGGAAGAGAAAAAGAACAAUGGUGUAAGUGAAAGGAAAAGUGAAGUUGGAAUGUUCAAUGACGAAUUGGCAUAUGUGAGGCAGUCUUUUGAAUACAAUAUUGUUGAUGAUGAGGAACAAGAGAAUGUUGAUGUACAGUUAAAACCCAAGGCCGUUGCUUCUAUGCAUAGAGAAGAAAAAACUAAAAAAAUUGGUCAAAAACCAAAGAAAAGAGAACCAAAAGAGUCGCAUGAAAGAUUACAAUAUGUUGGACGAUCCACAGUGUCUGAUGUUAUUACUGAUGAAGCAAGGGGGUAUAAAGAUAAGUUCAUGGGACGCAAUCACCCUUUUGGAAGAGAUACACUCGAUGAUUGCGUAGAAGAGAGUGCACUCCGGGAUGAAGAAUCCAUUAUUUUGGAUGGCCAAAGAUCAACUUACGUCUUACCUGGGAAAAUUGCAAAGAUGUUGUACCCACAUCAAUGUGAGGGGUUAAGGUGGCUUUGGUCUUUGCAUUGUCUAGGAAAGGGAGGGAUUUUAGGUGAUGACAUGGGGUUGGGAAAAACAAUGCAGAUUUGUGGCUUUCUUGCUGGUUUGUUUCAUUCCAGAUUGACUAUAAUUGGAUUGGUUGUUGCCCCCGGAACACUGCUUCCU